CAUUCUUUCUUUCCAUCUCUUUUCCCUUUUUCUCACCUAAAUUUUAUAAUGAAUUAAAUAAUACGACUCGCACAGUUUUUGUCAGAACGACUCGCAAUUCCUCUCCCUUAUCUUUGCCGAUCAAGAACGCAACAACACAAUCCCCACAUAAAGCCUAAAACUUUUACAAUACUCUUCUCUUUUAUCUCUACCCUAUACUCUAUAACCUCCAACAUCUGCCUCUCUUUCAAGUCCAAUUUACAUUUGCCUGCGUUGAUUCUUGAACUGAAGCUUUGUAAUCGGUUUCUAAGUUCUGUUUGUAUGAUUUGUGGUGUAAAUUGGAGUUUGAAGGCGUAUAGUUUGAUUUUAUUUCCCAAAUAAAGUUAACCCGAUUAACUUUUCAAUAAUAAAGUGCGUUUCGACUUAUUUCUGUUGCUGAUCUUGUAUGUAUCUGUUUUAUAUGGUGGGUAUAUACCCUAUGCCUUCAGAAUGCGGUGUUGAAAAUUUUGCCUGUAAGUGUUUGUGAAAGUCCUCAACGAGUGUUCGAAGAUAAAAAAAAAAGUUGAAGAAAAUGGGAUCCGGGAAUGGGUUUUACUCAACAGGGGAGUUUAAUUUGGAAGCAAAGUGGUCGAUUGAUCCGAAGCUUCUUUUUGUUGGUCCAAAGAUCGGAGAAGGUGCACAUUCAAAAGUCUAUGAGGGCAAAUAUAAAAACCAGAAUGUUGCGAUUAAGAUCAUAAACAAAGGCGACACCCCAGAAGAAAUUUCAAAGAUCGAAGGUCGUUUUGCUCGAGAAAUCGCCAUGUUGUCUAAAGUCCAACACAAGAACUUAGUAAAGGUAAUCUUGAUCAAAUAUUAUAUCAGAUCUUACAACAAUUACAUAAAAUUCUGUAUGAAAAUGAAUAUGAAUAUGAUCACACUACAGUUUAUUGGAGCUUGUAAGAAACCAAUCAUGGUGAUUGUAACCGAGCUUCUUACUGGUGGCACACUACGUAAAUAUUUAUUAAAUAUGCGACCAAGGGGAUUGUUGGAUACACGUGUCGCUAUUGGGUUUGCACUUGAUAUAGCUCGAGCAAUGGAAUGCUUACACUCACAUGGAAUCAUUCAUCGUGAUUUAAAACCUGAAAACUUGUUGUUGACAUCCGAUCACAAAUCUAUAAAACUCGCUGAUUUUGGUUUGGCAAGAGAAGAAUCGUUAACAGAGAUGAUGACUGCAGAAACAGGAACUUAUCGCUGGAUGGCUCCAGAGCUUUAUAGCACUGUAACAUUAAGACAUGGAGAAAAGAAACAUUAUAACCACAAGGUGGAUGCAUACAGCUUUGCAAUUGUUUUGUGGGAGCUUAUACACAAUAAGUUGCCUUUUGAAGGCAUGUCAAAUCUUCAAGCCGCCUAUGCAGCCGCCUUUAAGAAUGUGAGGCCGAGUGCUGAUGAACUGCCUGAGGAUUUGGCUUUAAUUGUGACAUCUUGUUGGAAGGAAGAUCCGAAUGGUCGGCCAAAUUUCAGUCAAAUUAUACAAAUGCUUCACCAUUACCUGUCAACCACCGCGGUGCCGCCGCCACCGGAAGCCACCGCGGUGCCGCCACGGAUGUUCAACGUGUUUCUGCCGGAUUCCCCUGGAACAAGCACGUUGAUCUCAAAAGAAGAUGAAAUACCAACAACGCCCCUGCAUGACACCCCGAAAGGUGGUCCGUUUUCGUGCUUUUAUCGGUGUUGUCGGUGAUAUUGACAAAAGGGUAGUUUUGGAACAUACUUAUCAAGUAAAAAUAGGACAAGUGUUGAUGGAGAAGGUGUAAAUUAUGAAGUGAGUUUAGAUGAGAUGAUAGUUGUGGUUGUAAAAUAUAAAAGCUAUUUGUUUCAAGGGUAAUAAAAUUCCUUCUGUUGACAUCAAAA
Lactuca sativa (garden lettuce) is the source of this 1866-nucleotide messenger RNA. RefSeq names its product serine/threonine-protein kinase STY13. Gene Ontology annotation, cellular component: cytoplasm. Gene Ontology annotation, biological process: signal transduction; protein phosphorylation. The record is from RefSeq and is a predicted model, not a curated record. NCBI's taxonomy places the organism in Eukaryota, Viridiplantae, Streptophyta, Magnoliopsida, Asterales, Asteraceae. Gene Ontology annotation, molecular function: ATP binding; protein kinase activity.